UGAAAUUAUUUGAUAAUACAACGAGCUGGUUAAUUUCAUUUAUAUUUAUAUUUGAUAAAAGAGUUGAAUUAUCUACCCUAUUUUCCUCAAACAAAUAGAGAUAUAUCUGCUAUUUUCCGCGAUGUUAAGAAACAGCGGAGAACCGCGCGCGGGAUGUGCAACAAGAAACAAUUUAUGCAAAUACAUAAACUCCCCGAGGUGAAUGCGCGCGAGUAGAGCGAAUUCCUGAGGAUACUCGACAUUGAUCCCUGGACGCGCAAGCGCCGACCAACGAAUUCUCAUCUGCUUCCAUCGUUCCCGAUUAUCGGCGAGAGUUCGUUCGUCGUACUUGGCGAACGUAGUUAGAACGCGGUCGUCUAUUUUCGUUUACUUAAACAGUCGACCGUCUUUUGCGAUACUACUGGUCCCAGUCAAGGUAGACGGACACAGAAGAACUAAUGUCGGCUCUUCUAGAUGUAUGCGGAAAUGAUACCGGUUCACCAUCGAUAUCGAAGGCUGACGAUAAUUUAUCCAACAGCGACGGGCCUCUGAUUAAAGGUCUCAUUCGCCAAAAUAGUUGCAGCAGCGUACAUGCAAGGACGAUAGGCUCUUCGUACGGUAUGUCAUCGUCGAGCGAAAAAUCUACGAAGAGACGUUACUGUCUUUGGACGUUGACUCUAGUUCUGGCGAUAAUCGGCCUCUGCAAUCUUUUCUUGAAUAUCACUGUCAUUGCUGUUUUGCGCAUUAGCCAGGGGAUGGAGGCCAUGGAAGUAAUCCCAGAUGAAAAUCUUGUCAAAUUUUAUGGAAGAACCGAUUUGGACAAGAUAUCCCUGCAAUCCGGUGUCUGUCAGAGUUAUGGCGACGAGUCGAUGGAAGUAUCCGGCGAUGAGGCUGGGGUGCACGUCGACGUAAAGGGCCGUGGACAAAACAUUCCCGAGACACAUCCGUACUCAAAGCUAAGCGUCUUAGCGAACGGCACCACCAUGUCGCAGGUGGAGUCGUUUGAGGUGAAGGAUUCGCGUACCGGCGCGAUUUAUUUCACCACCGAUUUUCCCAACUUUGGCCUGCCGAGCGGCGUCGAGACGAUCGACGUGAGGAUUGCGGAGACUCAUCGGAUCACCUCGUCGGUCAAUGAGAGUCUUGCGAUAAAGUCCGACAAUCAAAUCUCGAUGCACGGCGCGGAGGGCGUACGUAUGGAGAGCAAAGACAUUGAGUGGAGUGCCGAUCUGGACGUCUUCCUAAAGAGCGUAAACGGUAACGUCGUGUUAGACGCCAAGGACGGUAUUUCCAUCAACUUGAAGAGUAUUCCAGUGGCGCCCACGUUCUUGCCGAGUCCCAUCGGGAGUCACGAGCAGUACAAAGUCUGCGUGUGCAUGCCGCAGGGCAAGCUCUUUAAGAUGCCGGUCCGGCCGGGCGCAAGUUCUCGCACUGUCAAUUGCGCGCGAGUCGCCAGAACCCCUGAGAACGACCCAUGUCUGCAUUGAAUCCUAAAUAAAGACUGAUGUUUUC
Messenger RNA from Formica exsecta, 1488 nucleotides. RefSeq lists its product as uncharacterized. NCBI's taxonomy places the organism in Eukaryota, Metazoa, Arthropoda, Insecta, Hymenoptera, Formicidae. The record is from RefSeq and is a predicted model, not a curated record. The coding region runs from base 438 to 1463 and encodes 341 amino acids. Gene Ontology annotation, cellular component: sarcoglycan complex; sarcolemma. Gene Ontology annotation, biological process: muscle organ development. The transcript has 4 exons.